Messenger RNA from Echinops telfairi (small Madagascar hedgehog), 1513 nucleotides. It is a transcript of the gene LRRC28, whose product is annotated as leucine rich repeat containing 28. Bases 104 to 1207 code for a protein of 367 amino acids. Gene Ontology annotation, molecular function: protein binding. The transcript is spliced from 10 exons. NCBI's taxonomy places the organism in Eukaryota, Metazoa, Chordata, Mammalia, Afrosoricida, Tenrecidae. The record is from RefSeq and is a predicted model, not a curated record.
CCCCGCCCGGCGCCCCGCCCCCUGGCUCUGCAGGCGCCGAGAAAUGGACCAGUUGUGACAAGAUGUAGUGCUGCUCUUGUGUGCUGAUGGGAUCUGUCCAGUCAUGGCUUCCGAACUUUGUAAGGCGAUCUCUGUGGCUAGACUGGAAAAGCACAAGAAUUUGUUCCUAAAUUACAGGAACCUGCACCAUUUCCCAUUGGAGUUACUGAAAGAUGAGGGACUGCAGUACUUGGAGAGACUCUACAUGAAAAGGAACUCCCUUACAACCUUGCCAGAAAAUCUUGCUCAGAAGCUUCCAAACCUUGUGGAACUGUACCUUCAUUCAAAUAACAUAGUUGUGGUUCCAGAAGCUAUUGGGUCCCUUAUAAAACUCCAGUAUCUGGAUCUUAGUGACAAUGCCUUAGAAAUUGUUUGCCCAGAAAUUGGUCGUCUGAAAGCUUUACGUCAUCUUCGAUUAGCUAAUAACCAACUACAAUACCUACCUCCAGAGGUUGGCGAUUUGAAGGAGUUGCAGACCCUAGACAUUUCUACCAAUCGUUUGCUAACUUUACCUGAGAGGCUUCACCUGUGCCUUUCUCUGCAGUACCUAACUGUGGACCGAAAUCAUCUAUGGUGUGUACCACGUCAUCUCUGCCAGCUUCCCAGUCUCAAUGAACUCUCCAUGGCUGGAAACCGUCUUGCAUUUUUGCCACUUGAUUUAGGUCGAUCUCGAGAACUACAGUAUGUUUACGUGGACAACAACACUCACCUGAAAGGCUUGCCGUCCUAUUUGUACAAUAAAGUCAUUGGAUGCAGUGGCUGUGGCGCUCCCAUUCCAGUUCCCGAGGGGAAGCUACUUUCCUUUUCAUCUGGGCAACGUACCAUUGUCCUCCCAGCUGAGGUGAAGUCCAUCGGCACGGACAGGGAUCAAGUUCUGCCUCUGCAGGAGCUCGCCCUGAGGAGUCUGUAUCACACCUACCACGGCUUUCUAAAAGAUUUGAACUUUCUGUCUCCGAUCUCCUUACCCAGAAGUUUCCUGGAGCUGCUGCACUGCCCCCUGGGGCACUGUCACCGGUGCAGUGAGCCCAUGUUUACCAUUGUCUACCCCAAGCUCUUCCCCUUGAGAGAGACGCCGAUGGCAGGGCUGCACCAGGGGAGGACAAGUGUGAGUUUCGUGGCUUACUGCUGCUCCACCCGGUGUCUGCAGACCUUUGACUUACUGAGUUGAUGAGCACUCAGGAGCCCGCAGGGGCACUGCCACUCGGACACUGCUUGCUGACGCUGCACAGUGUGCGCAGGGAGGAGGCCAGGCCGGCAACCAGGUCUUCUCACCCGGCCCUACCAAGUGCAGGAGGCUGCAGAAUUCUCUGGAAUGUCCUGAUUGAGCUUCAGAGCUAAAAUGCCUUCGUCUUCUCAUCCGGCCCUACCAAGUGCAAGAGGCUGCAGAAUUCUCUGGAAUGUCCUGAUUGAGCUUCAGAGCUAAAAUGCCUUCGUCCUUUCCCUGAGUUGGAAUAUACCCCCCUGAAAUUCAGAA